This is a messenger RNA of Spirodela intermedia, 609 nucleotides long. Lineage: Eukaryota; Viridiplantae; Streptophyta; Magnoliopsida; Alismatales; Araceae. The record is from the annotation of a GenBank genome assembly.
AUGGAGCAGAGCGGUGGCGCCGCCAACAUGGCGACGCAGAUAUGCCACCAAAUCAGCUCCGUCUUCUCCCCGCCGUCGCCGUCGCCGCACGGCUCCCCGCUGGAUGUGCUCGUGGAGGAGAUCGCCGCCGCCGGCGGAGGCGGGAACAGGGUGUUCGUUCACGGGGUCGGGAGGGAGGGUCUCAUGCUCAGGGCCCUCUGCAUGCGCCUGUACCACCUCGGCCUCUCCGCCCACGUCGUCGGCGACGUCACGACCCCGCCGGCGUCCCCCGGCGACCUCCUCCUCGCCUCCGCCGGCCCCGGGGGGUUCUCCACCGUCGGAGCCAUCUGCGCCGUCGCCCGUGCCGCCGGCGGCCGCGUGAUCCUCCUCACUGCCCACCCCGACUCCGGCAGCGAGGCUCGCCGGAACGCCCACCGCAUCGCCUUCCUCCCGGCGCAGACCAUGGCGGACCCAGAAGAAGACGCCGUCGCGGCCACAGUGAGGCUGCCCAUGGGCAGCCUCUACGAGGGCGCCAUGUUCGUCCUCUUCGAGAUGGCGGUGAUCCGGCUAGCGGAGCUGCUCAGCCAGACCCCCCAAGACAUGCGCGCCCGCCACACCAACCUCGAGUAG